AUGACAUCCUCUGUUGAACCCUUCGUCUAUCUUGACUAUAACGCAACUACGCCGGUGGACCCAGAAGUCGUAACGGAGCUGAUGCCGUAUCUGGGAGGAAAGGAGUUCGGCAACCCUAGCAGCUCUCAUCUCAAAGGACGGCAUGCGCAUACAGCGGUUGAUAUGGCUCGGGGGAGAGUGGCAACGUUGCUCGGCUGCGAUGAAACGAGUGUUUUCUUCACCUCGGGAGCUACUGAAUCUCUGAACUGGGCAAUCAAAGGGGCGGCAUUCCAACAACGGAAGGAUAGUGGUCGGAACCAUAUCCUCAUCAGUGCUGUUGAGCACGUAUGUGUUUUCAAUAUCGUGAAGUGGCUAGCCAGUGAGCACGGCUUCGACUGUGAAGUGUGUCCAGUGGACAGUCAGGGCCGAGUGGAUCCUUUGAAGGUGAAGUCAUUGAUACGGCCUGGGAAGACGGCAUUAGUGUCAAUCCAGCACGGUAAUGCCGAAGUCGGGACGGUCGAGCCAAUAGCCGAGAUCGUGGCUGCGGUAGAGGAGGUCGACAGUAACGUUGUCGUUCACACUGAUGCAAGUCAGAGUGCUGGGAAAUAUCCGCUUUCUGUCGAGUCUCUGGGCUACCCAGAUCUGAUCACUCUAGCUGGGCAUAAGUUCUAUGCGCCUAAGGGGAUUGGUGCAUUGGUGACUCCAUCUGGUGUCACCAUCGAACAGCUCAUGCAUGGUGGAGGACAGGAAUUCGGUGAGAGAUGCGGAACGGAGAACGUCCCAUGGAUAGUGGGAUUCGGCAAGGCGUGUGAAUUGGUACAUAAUAAUCUUAGCGUCUAUAUGGACCACAUGAGCUCGUUGCGUCGAGUGCUUUUGGAGGCAUUGAAGGAGGCCGUCACUCUUGAGGCCGGGCCGACUGCAUGGGAAAUGAUCUGCGUGAAUACACCGCUCAAUGAUCCGACGUGUCCAGUGUUGGCCAACACUCUGAGCAUCAGCGUGAAGGGCAUACAAGGGGCGGACGUUGUUAAGGAGCUUGGCGAUAAGGUUGGUAUCAGCGCAGGCUCGGCGUGCCAUAGUGGCGAACACGUAAUGUCGUCAGUACUCAAGGCUAUGAAGGUUGAACCAAUAUGGGGUCUUGGCACCCUAAGAUUCUCCAUUGGUCGUAUGACAACAGAGGAGGAGGUACGACGGGCCACUCGCAUAGUUGCUCGCGUUAUUGCUAAACAUUUGAGUGAUGGUGUCGAAGAAGACACGUUUCAGUGA
Messenger RNA from Perkinsus marinus ATCC 50983, 1242 nucleotides. RefSeq names its product cysteine desulfurase, putative. The transcript is spliced from 11 exons. NCBI's taxonomy places the organism in Eukaryota, Perkinsozoa, Perkinsida, Perkinsidae. Gene Ontology annotation, molecular function: cysteine desulfurase activity. Bases 1 to 1242 code for a protein of 413 amino acids. The record is from RefSeq and is a predicted model, not a curated record. Gene Ontology annotation, biological process: iron-sulfur cluster assembly. Gene Ontology annotation, cellular component: mitochondrion; cytosol.